CAAGUGAUGAUCCCAUCGAUAUUGGUUUUGGCGGAGAUACAAAUCGCAUACCAGGAGACAGCAAUGCGGAGCUCAUGGAAGAGAGGCUCCCUCCCAAAAGAAUGCGCUUGGAAGACCUUGUGCUCCAAAAUCCUCUGAAUGUUCCAAAUGCGCGUCCUUGGGCACCAUUUCCAACACUCGUCGAUUUUGAAUUUACUGAACAGUUGAUAACUGAUGGGCGCUCGAAGGCGAGCAUUUCCCGGCUCUUGAGGGAUAUGCAUAAUGGCAAAUUUGCUGAAGCUUGCAAGAUUAGCUUCAAGAAUGGCAAACAGUUAUUCUCAUGUCUUGACGAAUUCAAGCGCGAAACUUUCGAGUUUUCAUUUAGGAGAUCUAAUGUGACAAGCAUCCAGCUCAAGUAUAGCGUCUGGGUCAAGGAUGGAAUGGCUUGGAUGCGAGAGCUGUUCCAGCAUGUGAUCGACGAGCCAUUGAGUGGGGAUGCUGCUUGGGAAAUCGAGGGACAACUGGACCAAGGAACACAACAGGUCCAAGUACCUCUCAUCUUGUACUCAGACAAGUCUGACGUUGCGCGGUUUGCAUCCCUCUCAGUCUGGCCGGUUCUGACACGACUUGCCAGUCUCCCCAAACAUCUCAGUAACAAAAACA
Acaulospora colombiana is the source of this 642-nucleotide messenger RNA. NCBI's taxonomy places the organism in Eukaryota, Fungi, Glomeromycota, Glomeromycetes, Diversisporales, Acaulosporaceae. The record is from the annotation of a GenBank genome assembly.